UGGAACUGUAAAGAUGUCGCUUGCAAUGUGGCUUCUGCUUGGAAUCAUCCUGCUUUUGGCUGUCUACUGCCUGCUGAGGCAACACUAUGCCUACUGGAGGCGUCGAGGAGUACCGGAGUUGCGCCCCAGCAUCCUGUUGGGCAACUUGGCGGGCAUGUUGAGCUUGAGGAGCAGUCCAGCGGAUUUCAUUCAGCAGCUGUACAAUCAUCCGGAUGCACAGGACAAGCCAUUUGUGGGCAUACAUGUGUUCCAUAAGCCGGCAUUGCUUUUACGUGAUCCGGAGCUGAUUAAACGGAUUAUGGUCAAGGAUUUUCCCAAGUUCUCCAAUCGUUAUUCAAAUUCCGACUAUAAAGGGGAUCCGUUGGGAUCGCAGAACAUAUUCUUCUUGAAGAAUCCGGCGUGGAAGGAGGUGCGACUAAAGCUAUCGCCAUUUUUCACCAGCAACCGGCUGAAGAACAUGUUCCCGCUAAUCGACGAGGUGGGCUGCAAUCUGGACGCCUUUCUCCGCCAACAGCCGCUGCACAAUGAGCGCAUGCGUUGCUUCGAUCUGGAGGCCAAGGAGCUGUGUGCACUGUUCACCACAGAUGUGAUUGCCACGGUGGCCUAUGGCGUCCAGGCCAACAGCUUCACCCAGCCCAACAGCGAGUUCCGUCGUCAUGGACGUGCCGUCUUUGAGUUUAGUUUGAUGCGUGCGGCGGAGUUCACCUUGGUGUUCUUCAUGCCACAACUGGUGCCCCACUUGGGGUUCAAGGUGGUGCCAGCCGGACCCACCAAGUUUCUGCGAAACACCAUCAACUAUGUGAUGGCCGAGCGGGAGAGAACGAAUCAAACACGCAAUGAUCUUAUCGAUCUCCUCAUCGACUUCAAGAGGAGCACACUGAAGGCCAAGGCCGAAGGCAAGACGGAUCAGUUUGUAUUCGAGGGCGACAUCUUGGUGGCACAGGCCGUACUCUUCUUUACCGCCGGCUUCGAGUCGUCCUCAUCCACAAUGGCCUUUGCCAUGUUCGAGCUGGCCAGGAAUCCAGAGGUGCAGCAACGUUUGCGACAAGAGAUUAAAGAUGCCUUGAUUGCCAGUGGCGGGCAAGUUAGUCAACAAUUGAUCGAGUCCUUGGAGUACAUGCACAUGAUACUCCAGGAGGUGCUGCGCAUGUAUCCUCCAUUGCCGUUCCUCGAUCGCGAGUGUACCCUUGAGAAUGGUUAUUCUCUGACACCUUUCCAUAAGUUCAGUGUGCCCAAGGGCAUGCCCAUCUACAUUCCAGCCUAUGCACUUCAUAUGGAUCCUCAGUACUUUGCCCAGCCACGUCAGUUCCAACCGGAGCGUUUCUCCCCCGCCAAUCGCAAGCUCCUCACCCCGUACACCUAUAUGCCCUUUGGCCUGGGACCACAUGGCUGCAUUGGCGAACGUUAUGGUUUCCUGCAGGCCAAGGUGGGUUUGGUUUAUGUGCUGCGCAAUCAUCUGGUCACCACCUCGGAGCGGACACAACGACGCAUGAAAUUGGAUCCCAAGGCAAUAAUACUCCAAGCCAAAGGUGGAAUACAUCUGAGGCUAGUGCGUGAUCCCCUGGGAGUGUAGUUACUUACAUGACGGACCUCUAGAGGAUCGGUUGCGAGCAAUACACCUGUCAGCGAUUCACUUGGAACUAACUGGGAGACUCGCGUGAGAUGUCACUUUAAAUUGGUUUUUUUUUCUC
Drosophila innubila is the source of this 1691-nucleotide messenger RNA. RefSeq names its product probable cytochrome P450 6g2 (gene Cyp6g2). Gene Ontology annotation, molecular function: monooxygenase activity; iron ion binding; heme binding. The record is from RefSeq and is a predicted model, not a curated record. Bases 14 to 1573 code for a protein of 519 amino acids. NCBI's taxonomy places the organism in Eukaryota, Metazoa, Arthropoda, Insecta, Diptera, Drosophilidae. The transcript is spliced from 2 exons. Gene Ontology annotation, biological process: response to DDT; insecticide catabolic process.